Molecule: messenger RNA, 609 nt
Organism: Pochonia chlamydosporia 170
Lineage: Eukaryota; Fungi; Ascomycota; Sordariomycetes; Hypocreales; Clavicipitaceae
Exons: 3
Coding region: 1-609 (202 amino acids)
Source: RefSeq, a predicted model, not a curated record
AUGAGAGGAAUUUUCGCCACUCUUUCCUUGCUCUUGGCUACAAGUGCAGCCAGAGUUCUCAAUGCUCCCAUCCCUGGCUACGGUAUUGUAGACAUUCAGUGGGAGAUUGAGACCAAGCCCGGUGGUCCAACUGUUCAAAUUAACGGCACCAUUGAGCAGGCCGUUGCGCAGCUUCACAAAAUCAACCCCAAUUUUUCCAAAGACUAUAACUUGAAUGAUGCGACCGCUGAUGGCGGAGAUGAGCAUGACAAGCGUGCCGCACAGCCCAACGACUUCGAUGUCAAGUGCUUUGGACGAUGGGUAGCCACGGUCAGCAAAUGGAUCAACGAGGGAGUGAAAUAUCUCAAGGGCGUCAAGGGUCAGCCUACGAAUGGUCCCGGUCCAGGAAACUGUGGCCGAGUAAGCUGCUCGUACGACUCGGCUAUUUGGUGGUGCAACGAUAACCAUGCUUCCAAGACUUUGGACUCGUUUACUAGCAUUGCCAACGGGGCAGCAAAGAUUGUGUCUAGCUGCAACCGACCGAUGGGGAACCCGUUCUACCACUUCACUUCGGGGCAGGCAUUUCACAAGGAUGGUUGGAAUGUUAUUGUUAGGAAGGACUGGUGCUAA